AUGAGUCGCCCAUCGCAAACUAAUAAUAUUUUGCGAUACCCGCAGCCACCUAUUGUUUCGAUCAGAAAUAAUUUUCAUGCAUUUUAUCCACAAGAGGUGGGUUUGUUUCUUAAAUUAAUCAAUUUUAAUCAAAGAUAAUACUAGCAUAAUAACAGUUUGAAACAAAUGUGACGCAUGUUCUAAACUCUUCUCAUCUCACAUUUGCUUGUCUAAUAGAUAUAAUCACUCGGAGGAGAAAGAGAGAACAUUACACUAUGCUCUCGCACACUCUGAGAAGUGGAAUUUUCGGUAGCUAUCGAUCGAGAGAGAUUUUAUAAUAUUAGUUUGUCUUCUUUUCAAAAUAUUUAUAACUGAUUAUUGAUUGACCGGUCUACUAAAUGCUACAUAAUCAAUUCACAAUACUUCAUAAGUUGAAGCAUUGAACUUAUUAACAUUAAUACAGUGUGUAAUUGUAUUUUCUCUCUCCCAAAUGCAAAAGAGGAAUCAAUUUCUUUGUUUAUUUUUCAAACUGUUACAGGAAGUCACUGUCCGCCCCAAAAAGCACCGUUCAUCGCUAACCAGCGCAGAAGCCACUCUUGGAAUGUCCCCGGAAAAACAUGCACCAAAAAAAGUAGGAAGUUCCAUUUUAACUAUAAUUUUUUAUUUCUACUUUCAGAGAAACAUUGGCAAUAACUAUUACCAGGAACCUGCCGCCGUCAAUCCCAUUCAAAAUGAGAUACCAUACGAAAGUGAGUUUAAAAUCUUCAUUUUGAAACUACUAGCAAAAGUAUAAUAUCAGAAGUGGCAGUUGCUCAGCGUCAGUAUCGCAAUCCUCAAGACGCUCCUGUCAGGAAACUUACCAGUGAUCUGAUCAAGACGUACAAAGCAAUAAAUGAAGUAAAAAAUAUUUUUUACAAUGAUUAUCAUAACAUGUCUUUUUUAGUCGUUCUACUUGCGAAAGCAAGUGCGACGUGGUGAUCGUCAUAAGAGCCAAGACGGCAGAACUAAAAAGGAUGGUACAAUGCUAGCCACUCUCACCGACACGUUUCCAAAUCAAAAUGUGGUAUGUCAUUUGUUAAUUCUGUUUCUAGUUCAAUGAAAAAAAUAUUCAGGCUCAUCCGUCAAGCUCUUUGAAUCAAGCGCAACUGUAUAUUGAUGAACACGAAAAAGCGUAUGUUUCAAUAAUUUAUUUCAGACAACAUUACGCUACUUUUUUCAGACCACCAUUGCUGGAUACCAAUGCCCCGCCAACAUCUACAAUGGUUGUUCCAAUGCGCACUGAAACUGAUCUACAACAGCAACAACGUCAGAAAAGCAGUCGUGGUGGACCAUACAAUAAUGGUUAUGAUGAUCAGAACUAUGAUUACAUUUUGAAAAAUGGAGAGAUUUUUGAUAAGAGGUAAUUUUUAACCACAAAUAUACAUAAAUUUCAUCAAACAACUGUGUUUUGCAGAUAUGUUAUUCUUAGUGAUACUCCGGUUGGUAAAGGAUCAUUCGGACAAGUCACAAAAGCUUAUGAUACAUUGAAUAAGGAGGAAGUCGCAAUUAAAAUAAUCAAAAACAAGAAAACGUUCUUUGAUCAAGCUCAAAUUGAAAUUCAUCUGCUGGAAAUGACAAAUGCGCAUGACAAAGAUAAUAAAUACAAUAUAGGUGAGAAGAACUUGCGUUUUUUUUGUUGAAAUUAAAUCAAAAUUAUUUUCAGUUACAUUGAAAGGUCAUUUUGUUCAUCGUGCCCAUCUCUGCCUUGUAUUUGAACUGCUCUCCUACAACUUGUAUGAUCUCUUGAAAAACACAAGUUUUCGCGGUGUUUCUCUCAAUUUGGCUCGCAAAUUCGCUCAGCAACUUGGAAAAACAUUGCUCUUUUUGUCAUCGCCAGAGCUUUCAAUUAUUCAUUGCGACUUGAAACCUGAGAAUGUGCUCCUAGUCAACGCCAAGCGAUCUCAAAUCAGAGUUAUUGAUUUUGGUUCUUCGUGUCAGACAGGACACCGAAUCUAUCAGUAUAUCCAGUCAAGAUUUUACCGUUCACCGGAAGUUUUGCUGGGAAUCGCUUACGACACAAAAAUUGAUAUGUGGUCUUUGGGAUGUAUUCUGGUUGAAAUGCACACUGGAGAGCCGCUGUUUGCUGGAUCGUCAGAAGUUGAUCAGAUGAUGAAGAUUGUAGAAGUUCUUGGAAUGCCACCCAAGGAGAUGUUGGAUAUCGGACCGAAGGCUCACAAAUAUUUCGACAAAACUGAAGAUGGGCUAUAUUAUUGUAAGAAGACGCGAGACGGCUAUCGACACACUUACAAAGCGCCGGGAGCAAGAAAACUUCACGAAAUUCUGGGUGUCACUUCAGGGGGCCCAGGAGGACGGCGUUUGGGAGAACCUGGCCAUUCCGUUGAAGACUACAGCAAGUUCAAGGAUCUAAUUAAACGAAUGCUCCAGUUUGAUCCGAAACAAAGAAUCUCACCAUAUUAUGUGGUUCGACAUCCGUUUUUGAAGCAGAAAGAGGAACGCGUCAGUUCGCAACCGGUUAGUUCCAGUUUCAUAUUUGUCCUCUGAUAAUUUCUAACUUUGCAGCCCGUUUCGCACAACGACCAUGUCUCCCAAAUGUUUCUCCAACAACCGUUGCAGGACAACCAACCCAGUGUGGGAACGGUUUUGGUGAAUGAUAAUAUAUAUCGUGCUUCCAUUCCACAAGGUUUGGCGUCUUCCUCUAAUGCGAUGCCAUUGACUGCGUCCUUUGAUGAAGGGGAUAAUGUUGAGAGCGAUUCGUCACGACGCCGUUACUCUUCUAUCCAGCCCAGUUAUCAAUCGUCAGCAAGUUUCCAAUUUGGACAGUCGCAAAACUACAAUCAACCCAAGCGACAUGAUUCUCAGCAGGUGCAACCACAAACCCAAGACCAAGUCCAAGCACAAGCGCAAGCUCAACUCCAGAUGCAACUUCAGCAACAGCAACAACAACAACAGCCGCAACAGCAAACUUCACAUCGCCAGCACAUUAUGUCGAUUCCACAAAGUCAACCAAAGUCCUUGCCGGCCUUAUCCCAAGAACAGAUUGCUCAGAGCCAAUUUCUUCAUCAGAACAAACAGAGGUCACGUCAAGAACAGAAUGAUUGGAGGAACCAAAUGGACUUUGAGGAGGCAUAUUUCGAGUGAGUCACCUAAGCAAAUAUUGAUUGUAUGUCUCAAAAAAGUUUUUACACGGCUUUCUAAAUCUCACACUAGUUGUAAAGUUUGUGAUCCUUGGCGCAUAACAAUAUAAAACCAUCUUUCAGCAAGAAAGGUAGCCAAAGCCAAAACAAACCAAAGCAGGUGGAAGAUCAAGCCGGUCGAGAUCUGGAAAAAUCUGAUUACCCAAACAACAAGCUCUAA
This is a messenger RNA of Caenorhabditis sp. 36 PRJEB53466, 3333 nucleotides long. Lineage: Eukaryota; Metazoa; Nematoda; Chromadorea; Rhabditida; Rhabditidae. The record is from the annotation of a GenBank genome assembly.